Messenger RNA from Drosophila busckii, 988 nucleotides. It is a transcript of the gene EMC8-9, whose product is annotated as ER membrane protein complex subunit 8/9 homolog. Bases 74 to 691 code for a protein of 205 amino acids. The record is from RefSeq and is a predicted model, not a curated record. NCBI's taxonomy places the organism in Eukaryota, Metazoa, Arthropoda, Insecta, Diptera, Drosophilidae. The transcript is spliced from 2 exons. Gene Ontology annotation, cellular component: EMC complex.
UGUUAAUUGAUUGAUUGUACAAAGUUACAGCUCAACGUUUUGUCAACGAAAAUUGUUUAAUUAAACAUUUAAAAUGUGUGAAUACGACAUUUCGGAAACAGCUUAUACCAAACUAAUAUUCCAUGCUGCCAAAUAUCCACACCAGGCGGUCAAUGGGCUGCUGUUAGCCGAAAAGAAUACAAAAGGUUCGGGUUCUAUAGUCCACAUUACAGAUGCAAUACCGCUGUUCCAUCAAUGCCUGCAUGUCACUCCCAUGGCAGAGGUGGCCCUUAUGCAGAUUGAUGCGUAUGCUGAGAACCAGGGCUUGGUCAUUGCUGGCUACUAUGCUGCGCCGGAGAACUUCUACGACGAUGAUAUGGAUUCUUUUCUAACGCCGGCUAGUAAAAUCGCUGAAAAGAUCCAGGAAAACUAUAAGAACGCCUGCUUUGUGGUCAUAGACAAUAAGCUGGUCACGCUGGAACAUAAUCGCGCUGCAAUUCAAGUCUAUGGCUAUGCACAGGAAGCCAAAUGGCUCAAAGCCAAGUAUACGUUAAAUCAGACCUCACAAACAUUAGAAGGCGUGUCACUUUUGUUGAAACGCGGUGCCAUGCGGGAUGUUAUUGACUUUGACAAUCAUCUGGACAAUCCAGUGAACGAUUGGACUAAUCAGUUUCUGAACCAAUCUUUAAGGGACUUGCAGAAGCUUUACUAGCAUGUGUGCUUGUUAUAUGGUUUAGCUGUUAAAGUCUAGCAAAUGUGCAGUUUAAAGUAUGGAACACAAUUGGGGAAAUUCCACCUUGCAAUUUAAUUUAUUUUGUAUUGUAAUUACCAUUGGUUUUCAGUAAACUUUAAAAUAAUGCAUAUAAGUUAAAUAACAUUCAACUAAUUAAUAAACAAUCAAUUCUUGUCUAUUUGUUUGCUAGGGUACAGUGAAUGGUUCCGGUACUGGUGUGUUUUUGUCCGUCGAUCUGUCAGCAUUCGUGUUUAAUAUUACCGUUAAUAAAUAUAA